AUGGGUUUUAGACUUAUGAUUCUUAUGGCCAUGGGCUUAGGUGCCAUGUAUAUGCUGCAUUUAUUGGCUCAAGAUUGGAAUAAAAUCAGACGUCCUAUACCGCCAGCAGUUACCAGAUUGCUAACGGGUGCCAGUAAAAAUCUAGAUAAUUUUAUAACACGCGGCAAACGUGAUCUACAAGGACAACGUAGUCAACCAAAACGACGUAAAACUCACCAAGGUAAUGAAAUUAAGAGAAUUAACAGCACGGCUGUUACUAUCGAUUGGAAACGUAUAUUAUCGCGUGAUCCGUUUGAGUGUCUACAAUCAUUAGUUUGUCAACUUUUAUCGGGUGCCGAAAAGAACUCCCAUGAAGCUUUAAUGAUGUGUGAUUUUCUAGAGGAAAAUAUUAGCGUAGCACCUGCAAAAAUUGGACGUGCUUUUAGUCGUGGCUUAGCCUAUCGCGGCCGAACGGAACGUUGUUAUGAGGAGUAUCCAUUUUGUUGGUAUUCAGCUAAAACUAUGCUUAAGAUGUUAAAAUGGUUUUCCGAUACAGUUCAAAAUUAG
Molecule: messenger RNA, 546 nt
Organism: Lucilia sericata (common green bottle fly)
Lineage: Eukaryota; Metazoa; Arthropoda; Insecta; Diptera; Calliphoridae
Exons: 2
Coding region: 1-546 (181 amino acids)
Source: RefSeq, a predicted model, not a curated record